This is a messenger RNA of Dichomitus squalens LYAD-421 SS1, 1728 nucleotides long. RefSeq lists its product as uncharacterized. The record is from RefSeq and is a predicted model, not a curated record. Lineage: Eukaryota; Fungi; Basidiomycota; Agaricomycetes; Polyporales; Polyporaceae. Bases 1 to 1728 code for a protein of 575 amino acids. The transcript is spliced from 7 exons. Gene Ontology annotation, molecular function: protein binding.
AUGGCACACAGGCACUCUACCGUCGCAGAGGCCUACACGAUACUUGGCCUUGAACAGGACGCGUCGCUCGAAGUCGUGAAGACGACAUACAAGCAGCUCGCACUCAAGACGCAUCCAGACAAGAAUCCUGAUGAUGCGGACGCGACUGCCCAGUUUCAAAAGAUUAGCCAGGCAUACAACACUCUCGUGAGGCACCUUGAUCGCUCGUCCGCACCAUCCCAUGGCCACUCGCACGGGCACUACCAUCCGUUCGGCUACGACGACGACGACGAUUAUGACGAUGAGUACGACUACGACUACGAGGAUGAGGACUACGAUGACUACGAGGAUGAUUAUGAAGAUAUGGAGUUCUACAGGUAUCUGUUCGAGGAGUUGUUGAGGGGACGCGCAAGUCGUUUUGCCCAUGCGCAAUAUCACCGUCAUCACCCCCAUAAUCAUCGCCCCCCAAGCCCUCCAGAGACUCCCGAACAGUAUUCUGCGCGCCUGCGUAAGCAGGUCGAGGAGCAGGAGAAGGCGGCAGAACGUCGUGCUCGUGACGAAGCCGGCCGCAAGGCCGAGCAAGAACGGGAACGCGAGCAGGAACGCCGUGAGGCGGAGAAACGACAGCGUCAGAAGGCGUCAGCUAAGAAGGCAUCUGCCGAGGCCUCACGCAAGACCGCAGAGGAAAAGGCAAGGGCUCAACAAGAGCAACUGCAGACGAUCCGUUCACAGAUCUUCGCUGCCGCGCGGAAAAACGAUGCUGCAGCUGUCAAGAAAGGGGUCUGGGAGCAGAACGUGGACGCCGCCGGGGGCGAGAUCCGUAAGGGCUCCGAAGCUUUCGUGAAGACUCAGCCCGCGGAUCCGAAGGAGACCCUGCUGCAUAUUGCGGCGAAGAACGGCGACGUUGACCUCGUAGAAUGGCUGGAUUCACAUAGUGCGGAGCCCGAAGAACGUAACGGCGAAGGCAUGACGGCAUUUCAUAUUGCCUUGCAGGGUGGUAAUGCCAAGAUAGUCAAUCACUUCUUUGAGAACUACUCGCCUAAGGACGGAGAUCAUGAAGGCAUCUACCACUCUCCCGAGUCCAAGUCAAACCUCCAUCUAGCCCUUGACAGCAAGGAGCCAGAGGUCGUGUGGCUCGUGCUCGAGAAGAAGCUCUAUACCAAGGAAGAGAGGGAUGCCGCUUGGGACAUAGUCCAGAGCAAGAAGUUCAAGUCGAGCAUCUCACCCACUGAUAAGCACGUCGAGUUUGUCAACCUCUUCGCCACUUACGGUGGCUACUCCCUGGACAAGCCUGUGCCUGCUCCAGAGUGCUCCUCCGUCACCGAACCUGUUUCUUCUUCGCCGCAGUCUCCCCGUGUCAACAGCGGCGGAUUCCGUCGACAGAAUGGACGGCCGCCCCGCCCUAUCGUUCGAGUGGAUGACUCCCGUUCGCAUACCGCCUCGCCCGUCUCCGCCGUCUCCGAACAUCCUCAAACACCGCAGUCUGCAACGUCCACAAAUAGUCAGCGUGGCUUCCGCGGCCAACAUUAUCACCGUGGCUCCUACCGUCCACAUCAGCAAUUCCAUGGACAUAAAUCUGACCCGGCAUCCCCAAUCGACGCGGGAACUUACCAGCAGGAUGGUGCACCUGGUCAACAAGCUUUCAAUGGCCACCGCGGCCGCGGUCGUGGGCGAGGCCAGCUCCGUGGGCGCGGUCGAGGAAGGGGCCGUGGGGAGCCCUCUGUACAGUCUGCACCUGCCGCCGCUUGA